This is a messenger RNA of Homalodisca vitripennis (glassy-winged sharpshooter), 1989 nucleotides long. Its product is annotated as RING finger protein 37. The record is from RefSeq and is a predicted model, not a curated record. Lineage: Eukaryota; Metazoa; Arthropoda; Insecta; Hemiptera; Cicadellidae. Gene Ontology annotation, biological process: protein polyubiquitination. Gene Ontology annotation, molecular function: ubiquitin-ubiquitin ligase activity; ubiquitin protein ligase binding. Gene Ontology annotation, cellular component: nucleus. The coding region runs from base 140 to 1696 and encodes 518 amino acids. The transcript has a single exon.
GUGUGCUCUGUGGUGUGGUGACAGGUGAUGUUUAUUGAGAGGUUAUGUUUGUAUAUACGGUUAUUUUUAUUUUUAUGUAUGUUAUUUUUCUGCAAAGUGUAAAAUAAUAUAAUUUCUUUAAAAAACUUGUUUGGGAAAUAUGCAAAAAUCAAGAAUAGUAGAUAUUAUUUCUUGUGAUAAUCUAGUGACUUGUGUAAAAUGUGAUAAGCCUAGUUAUGAUGGGUACGAAGUUGGAAAUCUAAUAAAAAACAAUGCCACUAAAAAGAAUAACGGAUUUUUAGCCGAACAGUUUGUAAGGCCUCCUAUUUUUAUUACAUUUGAUUUUAAUUGUAACCUACGAAUUCAUCAUAUUGCAAUAUUUUGCAAGGUUGGAGCUCAAAAAACUUCAGGUAUUGAAUUGUUGUCAAGCUCAAAUAAAGGUGAAUAUGAAACAAUAGGAUCUGGAGUUUUGUCAGAUAGCAAGGAUGGUUUUGUUUUUCACAGGCAUGAUGCAAAUAUAAUAGGCCUAAAUAAUUUUGGAGAAAAGUAUUUGUAUCGUACAUUUAAAUCAACAAGACAUUUGUCUGUUUCCCAAAGUGUAAAAAUAAAAAUUUUCCGAACUAGUGGGACAUCUGUACCUGCUCUUGGUAAAGUUGAAAUAUGGGGUAUACCAAAUAAACCUAUACCAAUAAACUCUAACGAAGUUUUGGCUAAAAAUGAAACAAGCUCUGGAUCCAACACACAAAACCUUCUUAAUAAAGACAAUUCAAUUCCUCAUACUUCUUUAUCUGUUAAUUCGAAACCAAGCUGGUUCAGAGACAUUAAUAAAUCAUUACGGGCACAACGGACAUCAAACAAUUCAAUAUCAGGAUCAUACAUUAGUUCUCAACCUAUAUCUAUUCCUGAAGACUUUGUAGAUCCCAUAACAUGUGAAAUCAUGCCCCAACCUCUGAUUAUGCCUAGUGGGAAAAUAAUUGACAAUUCAACUUUAGAAACAUAUCAAAAAGCUGAAGAAAGAUGGGGUAGAGGACCCAAUGAUCCCUUCACUGGUGUGCCUUUUAAUGAAUUUAGAAAACCAAUAGUAGCAUCAGAUUUAAAAGCCAGAAUAGAUAAAUUUUUAUCAGAUAAUAGCAAUCACAUAGAAUUACAUAAUAUUCCUAGAACAGUUGGAAGAAAUUCCUCAUUAAUAUCUAAUCACAAGGUGCGAGCCAAUGUGAGUAAGCUAAUCGGUGGACAAUCCUCGUAUGAUCCUAUUAAUUAUACUCAAGCUGAUAACCUUUGUGAGAACAAAUCUGAACCCAAACGUAGAAAACUGGAGAUUGAUUUGUGUACUCAAUCACUGAAAGAAGACGGCACACACACUGUCUCAGGUAUAGAUCCUUCACCCGGAAAAGUGCAACCGAUCUCUGUUAAAAAUAAAAUAACUGAUAAACCAAAGAAAGUAAAUAAUUAUCAAGAAAGAAUGGAUCAAAGUCUAGAAUUAGCUUUAAAAUCAACUCUUUCAAGACUUCCAAAACUAACUGCAGACAAACGAAACCCAGAAAAAAACAAAAUUGUAAUGUGCUACAACUGUAAUAAUUGUGAUAAUCUCUUCAGCAUACCAUGCAGUCACUUUGUAUGCAGACACUGUUUGAUUAGCCUCAAACAACAGGAAUUUAUUUGUUCAAAAUGCUGCUUAACCUUUAAAUCAAGUGAUGUGCAAAAAGUACACUUAUAGUACGUUUUACAAUUUUGUAUUAAAUGACUGGCCAAGUGAAGUGUAGUUUAAAGUGUAUUUUUAGGUGAAAAGUGCAUUUAUGAUUUUAACGUUAUCAGUGUAAUGUUGAAACCAUUACAAGCUAUAAUUUUUCUAUAUAACUUGCAACCCUAUAUAUUUUUGAGAAAUGAGUCUGAUAUAACAUUAAUGUCUAAUUUAAGUGACAAUCUUAAUGUUUAUUACUAUUAAAAGUAUAACACUUUGUCAUUUUCCUUACCCUUGGUGUUGAAAAAGAUUAGUUUACAAAUUUAUAA